CCGAGCAGUCGAGGGACGAGCAGGGUUUCAUUGUGGCGAGGGUUGAGUUUACAGUUUGUACUGUUAUAUAAUUUCAUUUUGUUGGGUGUCUCGGCGGCGUAAACCUUCUCCGUCGCUGAUUACUAGCCGUUCGAAUCGGAAUGGCCGAACCGAGCGCCCGAUAUCAGCAGCUGCCCAAUGAGGAGGAACCAGAAGGGGGUCCACAGGUUGCAGCUGACGCUCCACCCCCAUACAGCAGCAUUGCAGUGGACAAUGUUGCCUACUUUGACUAUAAGGAAGACGGGGCUCUCCCCAAGCCUCCAUCAUACAACGUAGCCACUACGCUACCUUCCUAUGAUGAAGCAGAAAGAACCAAGGCUGAGACAACUGUUCCCCUGGUAACUGGAAGAGAUGAAGACUUUGUGACCAGGGACGACUUUGAAGAUGCUGAUCAGCUGAGGAUAGGAAAUGACGGAAUCUUCAUGCUCACUUUUUUCAUGGCAUUCCUAUUCAACUGGAUCGGCUUCUUCCUGUCUUUCUGUCUGACCACCUCAGCCGCCGGCCGCUAUGGGGCCAUCUCAGGCUUUGGCCUCUCUCUCAUCAAAUGGAUCCUCAUAGUCCGGUUCUCCACAUACUUCCCUGGUUACUUUGAUGGACAGUACUGGCUGUGGUGGGUGUUUCUGGUGUUGGGCUUCUUGCUCUUUCUUCGAGGAUUCAUCAACUACGCCAGAAUCCGCAAGAUGGCUGACACCUUGUCCACCCUGCCCCGCACCCGAGUCCUCUUCAUCUACUGAGCCUACAAUGCAUCAGUUUACACCAUCUUUUUUUUUUCCCCUUCCAGUGAGACACUUUUAUCCAACCAAAAAGGGAGAAAAGAACUUUUUUCCCCUCUGCUUGACAUAAUUUGGACAAAACAACAUAUACUGUCUCCUUUUGGUGUAAAAUAGUGAAUGCUGAGAAAUCUGUAAAACCCUUCAAUUGUUAGUGGUGAACUGUCAAGUGCUAUUUGCAACUAUGAAGUGUGUGAUGUAUUAAAUUAAUGCCUUAUUUACUGUCUGUUGGUAGCAGCAGCAUGCACUGUUCUCCCAUGUAGUCACCAGGGGGCAGUCUUGCUUGUGUUAUUUUUCACCAGUCUUCUUACUGAUGAACUCAUUUGUACAGAGAGGUGCUCUCAGCCCCAGGCUAAGUGGGUAGUUUGGGGGUUAAGGGUUAUUUGCGCAGUCUGAAUUAAUAUAUUUCGAGUACCAGUUUAAUGUGUAUUUAACUUUUCCAACCAAUAUUUUUUGUCCCUUGUGAAAUAGUAUAUAAUUAAAGUAUUGCAAGGCUAAGAAGGGAAAAUUACUUUUUUUGAGGGGGUUCAGGGGCUGAAAAGGUUGAGGACCACAUGUAUGGAAGAUCAGGGGCUGGGUUUACCCAGAGCAUUUUUCCCCUCAUGUGUUUAGGAAUUGUCCAUGCUAAGUCACACUGUAAUCAGGAAUAAGUUUCCUUAUAUAUUACACAUGUAUAUCAGCAGAGCGGUAACGCAGCAUGAUGUCCAGGGUAGCCAGGAGCAGAACUUUUUGCGCAGGCUGGGGAUCACUGCCUGAAUUGCCAGAUGUGAGUUGGAAACCCUGCCCUAUGAAGAGCAGGGGACACAGUACAUUAAUGCAGAACAUUGAUUUUCCCUUUUGACAUUACAGUGAAAAAGACUAUGAAGAGUCAUUCUUAUUAUGUUUACCCUCUAGUGAAAGUGGAAUGAUUAUUUUGUAUUGCAAGAAUUUUAAGUAUCUGGCUUGGAGAUUAUGUUUGGAAUUAAAGUGGGGAAAAAUCA
Chelmon rostratus (copperband butterflyfish) is the source of this 1789-nucleotide messenger RNA. Its product is annotated as NEDD4 family-interacting protein 1-like. Lineage: Eukaryota; Metazoa; Chordata; Actinopteri; Chaetodontiformes; Chaetodontidae. Gene Ontology annotation, molecular function: WW domain binding. Gene Ontology annotation, cellular component: endoplasmic reticulum; perinuclear region of cytoplasm; Golgi apparatus. The record is from RefSeq and is a predicted model, not a curated record. The transcript has 7 exons. The coding region runs from base 141 to 773 and encodes 210 amino acids. Gene Ontology annotation, biological process: positive regulation of protein ubiquitination; vacuolar transport; ubiquitin-dependent protein catabolic process.